AUGGUGCCGGGAACAUUCCACAUCACCUCCAUGAGCAACUCUCUGUCCCCUACACGAGUGUUCUCGAAGACCUUCGAAGCUGGGUGCAGAAACAACCCGCCACCAGCCCCCUAUUCUGCCGCUUGUGCCUCCUCGCUCCCCCUCCCACCCCCCGCCGCCCCCGCCGCCCCCGCCCCAUAGUUCCGGCGGAGCUGGCUGGCAGGCGGGCGGGCAGGCAGGCGGGCGGGCGGGGUACCCACGGGGCCGGCUGCCGUCAGCGUCCCUUCCCGGAGGCCGCGACCCCUCCCCGCUGACCUCACCCGCGCCGCCGCCUCGCGCAGAUAUAAGCAACAGCCCCGCCGAGAAGCUGGCAGCCGGCGUCCCGGGUCCUGCGAGCGCUCCCCGACUCCUGACCCGCCCACUCCAGACCCCAAAACUCCGGAUCGGAGCCCAGGAUCCCGGACCAGUCCGCGGAGCUCGCGCCGGGCAGGCGCCGCGAUGUCCGGCCCUUGGUUUCUGCUUGCCAUUGUUUUGACCCUGACCCUGACCGGUGUCCCCGGCGGCCGCGCACAGCAGGAGGUGGCCCAGCAGGAGGCGGCUAUGGCCGCCCAGCAACUGGGCCUGGACGACCUCCUGCGGCAGGCGGAGCCCCUCCUCCUCCUCCGGGAAGACCUCCAGCGACUCCGAGAGGACCAGGAAGAUAGCGAAUCAGAGUCCCAGAUCUUUCAACCAUAUUGGCUCUCCAAGCGUCAGCAUCCAGGCAAAAGGGAGGAGGAGUCAGAAGAGGGAGUGGAAGAGGAAGAGGAAGGAGGGGCCGUGGGACCCCACAAACGGCAGCACACUGGCCGGCAGGAGGAGGUGGCUGCAUGGCCAGAGGAUAUAAGCCAGCAGAAGCGGCAGCACCCUGGCCGGCGCUCCUCCUGGCUUGGGUACACUUUCACCAAGAGGCAGCACCCAGGCAGACGGCUGGCAGAUCCCCAGGCCCAAAGCAGCUGGGAAGAGGAGGAGGAGGAGGGAGAGCUGAUGCCGGAGAAACGCCAGCAUCCAGGAAAGAGGGCCCUGGGAAGCCCAUGUGGGCCCUGGGGAUCCUGUGGUCAAGCCAGCCUCCUGCUGGGCCUCCUGGAUGACCUGAGCAGGGGCCAGGGGGAUGAAGAGAAGCGGCAGCACCCUGGGCGGCGAGCGGCCUAGGCCAGGGUGCCCCUGGAGGAGUGA
Messenger RNA from Aethalodelphis obliquidens (Pacific white-sided dolphin), 1191 nucleotides. It is a transcript of the gene TRH, whose product is annotated as thyrotropin releasing hormone. Gene Ontology annotation, biological process: negative regulation of glutamate secretion; eating behavior; histamine metabolic process. Gene Ontology annotation, molecular function: thyrotropin-releasing hormone activity. NCBI's taxonomy places the organism in Eukaryota, Metazoa, Chordata, Mammalia, Artiodactyla, Delphinidae. The record is from RefSeq and is a predicted model, not a curated record. Gene Ontology annotation, cellular component: extracellular region; secretory granule. The transcript has 4 exons.